Messenger RNA from Pocillopora verrucosa, 2710 nucleotides. RefSeq names its product solute carrier family 53 member 1. The record is from RefSeq and is a predicted model, not a curated record. Gene Ontology annotation, molecular function: inositol hexakisphosphate binding. Gene Ontology annotation, cellular component: cytoplasm; plasma membrane; Golgi apparatus. Gene Ontology annotation, biological process: phosphate ion transport; cellular response to phosphate starvation. Lineage: Eukaryota; Metazoa; Cnidaria; Anthozoa; Scleractinia; Pocilloporidae.
AUUCUGCGCAAACCCUAUCGUGUUCGUUUGGCCUUCACAUCAAACUUCGUUCUUCUGCUCUCUCCCUUCCAACUCUCUCCUUGAAGUGUCGUUGAAUGCAAAACCGUUCAUAAAAAUAAUUACAUCUCUUGUUUUCCUUACUUCCCCGAGCAGGGAAUUGAUCACAUAAUAUUGUACAUGCAUUGCGUCGGGUUAUUUUGACUGCGUUCAAAAUAUCAACUUCGCUCAUACUGCGAGCGAUCUAAGAUGCAUUUCAAAGGGUUGAUGAUUGCUGUUCAAACUCUCGAUGGCGAAGCUGGCAAGAAGAGAAGAGCAAAGGCGUAUCUUCGCACGUAUCGCAAAGUUCAGACCUACCAGGGGUGUGAAGCUGGCGAAGCGAUAGAGGACAAAAGUUACCAUCAAAAAACUGAACCUGAAAAUUGCUCAGUGGACACGGAGUCGAACAAGGCUUAUCAAACUUGGCUUAUAUUUCGGCUGGGUAUUCUGAGUGGCAUGUUUUUCGUGUUGUUUACCGUGCUAGUUAUUGCAGCAAUUCGGGCGGACAAUGACAUCCAAUGGCAACCAGCGUUCCGCAUGUAUAGAGGAAUGUUUCUGUUCGUACUAGAAUUUUUUUUCUUUGGAAUCAAUUUAUACGGCUGGAAAUCAGUGGGUAUUAACCCUGCACACAUCUGUGACUUAAAGAAUAGUCUCUGCCCUCUUCGAAUGCUAGAGAUGUCGUUGUUCUUCGCCGUCCUAUGGGGAACAAGUGCUGUGGUUUUUCUUUUCUCUGAACAUUUUGGACUGCCGCGUUAUUUCCAUCCAAUUGCGUUAGCUUGUUUCUUUUUUAUUUUCGGUAUCAACACGCUUGACUUCUGUUUAAGAAAAGCAAGAUUCUGGCUUCUUAGGGCAAUUUGGCGAGUUUUGACAGCGCCGUUCCACCAUGUAGGAUUUGCCGACUUCUGGCUUGCAGAUCAGCUAAACAGUCUUGUAGUUGCUAUUCUGGAUAUGGAGUAUAUGUCUUGUUUUUACGCACUUGACUACUACUCUGUUCAAGACCGAAGUAAAUGCGGUAGCAAACUGUAUGGGCUGAGACCGCUGAUCGCUUGUCUCCCUGCGUGGUGGCGCUUUGCGCAGAGUCUGCGCAGAUACGAUGACACAAAACAGAAAUUCCCACACCUUGCGAAUGCUGGGAAAUAUUCCACAACGUUCUUUGUUGUAUUCUUUUCAACAGUGGCGACAACUCACAAAGAAAAUACUGGUAAACAGCAGAUGGAUUUCUACUUUUUGUUUUGGAUCUUCUCGGCGUUCAUCAGUUCGUGUUACACCUACGUGUGGGAUGUGAGAAUGGAUUGGGGACUAAUGGAUUCUAGUCACGGAUAUCUUAGAGCCAAGUUGCUAUUCAAACGCUUGGGGUUUUAUUACUUUGCGUUGGUUAGCAAUCUCUUUCUUCGCUUGUCCUGGGUCCUGACUGUAUCAGUUGGUGAAGCAGGACUGUUUCAUUCUGAAGUCCUCACAGCAUUACUAGCGGUGUUGGAAGUAUUUAGGCGAUUCGUAUGGAAUUUUCUGCGAGUAGAGAAUGAGCACUUAAGUCGACUAAAAGGAGCGGUGGAUCAUAGUCAAGAGGAACUCAGAGAAUAUGACGAAGAUGAACAAUCAGAAGAGUCAAUAGGAUAAUAAAUUGUGACAGACGAUUGUCAGGAAAUCAUGACAAUCCCCAAUCCCACUUUUCUCUAUGACGAAAAGUGUACGCGUCCUUAACUGGACGAGGAAGUCUGGGGAAACUCGACCUUUGAAUUUGGGAUAAACAAAACUUAGUGGCUAACUAUUUCAAAAAUUAUCAUCAAAUCUGAUAUUUAAUGACAAAUAUUACUUAAGCUACAUAAAUUAUUAUUACAUUAAUAUUAUGUUUAUGUAGAAGAACCACUAUUGUUAAAUUAGAUGUUAAACUUUAUUUAAUAUUGUUAACAAAACGAUUACAGUGGAAUGGGGAGUCACGUCUAUUUUGUUUACUUCAGAGGGUUAUUUUUUUUGUCUGCAAGGCAUUAUAAUGUUCCUUUUAUUUUUUUUAAGUCAAAGAGAUUAUUUUGGGGAGGAAGGGUUCUGGUUGAUUUGUAAAGAUAUGAAGGUGCAUAGUACAAAUCGUUGUUUUUGGAAAUGCCCAUCUAGAGAUGAUUGAUUAAUUAAAGCGAAUGUGAUGAGUUUAUUUUUCUAACUAUUCGGUGAAAAUAAGUUGAUUUCAUUUUGAUUAUCCUUCUUCGAAGUUCGAGCAGGUUAUACAGUACAUCGGUCCGUGAAUAAACCGAGAGAACACCAGAGAGCUAAGAGCAAUUUUCACGGGAAUGAUCCCGGUUUGCUCUGGUUUUGCAUUGCAGACCUAUCGCAAAUCAAAUAGUUCCCCUGGGUUCGCUUGAAUUUUUAUUUGCUCCUUAAUUAAUUUUGCUUUUAUUUGGCGACACUUGGUUGAGAAGCGCUUUCAUUUUGACGUUCAAGAUGAACAGCAAUUUGUAUGUGUUAAUGGAAAAAAGUUAGCACUUUUGCCUCACGUUCGUAGUCCGAUGGGAAAACAAGGCUUAUUACGGGGUAUUAUUCUCAUUUUUUUAUAAGUUGAUUACAAUAUUAAAAGGAUUAGAGGGUAAUGUACCAAUUACAUUCGAAUUUAGUAUUUUCAUUUGCACUCGGCACUCAUUCACAUCAAACGGUAUUUGCUAUAAACAUUGAAAAAUAAGAUGAU